Messenger RNA from Acanthoscelides obtectus, 405 nucleotides. Lineage: Eukaryota; Metazoa; Arthropoda; Insecta; Coleoptera; Chrysomelidae. The record is from the annotation of a GenBank genome assembly.
AAAAUAAACACGUUUUGUUCACGAAAUCUCGGGGUGUCCUUUAAAUCAACAGUGAGGGAAAACACUCAACCAUAUUACAUUACUAUUAUUACUACUAGAUAGUGUUGCUCAAGUGGUACUACUUGACGAUCCUGGCUCGGGGUUCGUAUUUUCCGCCAGAACAGAUUAUUCAUUUUGAGGAUUUUGGUUCUUUAAACAGGAAAUAUACUGAAUGCCAAAAAAAAGCGUAUGUUACGGACUAAUGAAAUAUCAUGCAAAAGGUUUUUCUAUGUAUAAAAAAUGUGUCACUACCAAAAGAAACGAUACUAAAACUGUGAUAAGGAAUAUUGAUCUUCUAUCCUGUGCAGAAAAGGUAUUAUGUUUGCUUUGCCUGUGCGUGACCCUAGCGUGAAUAAAUGAUGCUAC